AUGACUGGAGCAAACCAUUUGGCUGAACAAGACCAAUUGCUCCGGUGCCGGCAACGUAGCCUUUGGAGAUCAACUUUACCUGUUAAAGAUAUUGCCCAGUUGUUCAAAGUAUACAUAAUUCACUAUAAUUGCCGCGAAGCAGGUUUUAUAGUCGACGAGGCUUGGGUUAUGCCGUACUGGGAUGGACUUCAAUGUAGCGGUGAUGGAGGCAACCUGCCCGAUAACAUCCACGCAUUCGGCCUCACUCAACUGCCCCCAGCAUUCUUCAAUCGUCCUGCCUUUGACGAAUUCUGUGACAAGCAUGCGCUUACAUCCGAAUUAGACACAUCUGGUCUCAAUAUUGAGUACGCGAUGGACUUUGACACGGCAAUUUCUGAGAUCUUGGAAAUGUCGUAG
This is a messenger RNA of Paracoccidioides lutzii Pb01, 396 nucleotides long. RefSeq lists its product as hypothetical. The record is from RefSeq and is a predicted model, not a curated record. The coding region runs from base 1 to 396 and encodes 131 amino acids. The transcript has a single exon.